Messenger RNA from Rana temporaria (common frog), 3037 nucleotides. It is a transcript of the gene RGS8, whose product is annotated as regulator of G protein signaling 8. The record is from RefSeq and is a predicted model, not a curated record. The coding region runs from base 80 to 925 and encodes 281 amino acids. Lineage: Eukaryota; Metazoa; Chordata; Amphibia; Anura; Ranidae. The transcript is spliced from 5 exons.
GUGUUUUGGUACCCAUGCAGUCAGGAUAGUUCUCCUCAGCAUCAGUGAAUACAAGGAAUGGCAGGGGUAUGGUGGGUAGAUGCAAGCAGCUCCCAACACAUGUUUUACAUUGCCUGACCAGACGCCUAGGGGGGGAUUAACAGGGCUGAAACUGAGCUGUCACACAAACGAGGACAGGAGGCUUGGUGUAGGGGGGAUUACUAGUCAGGCGGGGGUCUGUCCUCUCUGGAUAAUGCAUCAAAGCACCAAGCUCCGUUCUCACAGCCUGAGCUGUCCGACGCGUACCACAGAUGAAAUGGACGCUGCUUUGGGGGGUCACGGAACAGAAAAACUGCCCCGGCCUUGUGGGUCAAACCUAGGCAGGAGCCGAGGAAUCCGCACUCACCUGAGCUGUUUAUCACAGAAGUCCGAUUCGCUCAGUGACUUCUCCACUCUUCAGUGUGACACCAAGCACAAUCAGGCCCUUAAAACCAGCAAACCAAGGAUUAUGUAUAUCUUUCGCUCCCACAGACGACUGACUGUAGAGGAAGCCAGGCGAUGGGCUCGGUCGUUUGAUCUACUCCUGUCUCAUAAAUAUGGCCGCUCUGCAUUCCGUGCCUUCCUCCAGACAGAAUUCAGUGAAGAGAAUUUGGAGUUCUGGAUGGCCUGUGAAGAAUACAGGAAAACCCGCUCCAUUAACAAACUGCCAGCAAAGGCUCGUCAUAUCUUCCAAGAAUUCAUUGACGUUCAGGCUCCCAGAGAAGUGAAUAUUGAUUUCCCAACUCGAGAAAUGACUAAACGAAAUCUGCAGCACCCAUCAUUGUCCUGUUUUGAUCUGGCCCAGUUGAGAGUACGCAGUCUAAUGGAAAGGGAUUCCUACCCAAGGUUUCUCCGUUCUCAAAUCUACAAUGACCUACUCAGCCACACGCAGAAGAGUCCAUGCUAGUUCUACAUAUGGUUUUCAGAGACUUGUUGGUCACUUGGCCCAUCCAAAGAACAGUCUUGCACUAUGGCAAGAAGAACAGAGGUGACCCAGAAAUGACUGCUUCUGACAAUUAAGCGUCUUCACUGCCAACAAUAAUAUAUCAUCAUCAUCUGGCUAUUCUGAAUCAACCUGUGACUCCAUUGAAUAUUUUCAUCCUUGCAGAUCAGUGGACAGAGAAAAUUCUGGGUUUCUAAAGAAAUGGAAGAAUUGUAGAAGAGUCCUGAUGUCUCCAACAUUGCAAAGCAUGUGUGUCUUUACUUGUUGAUUACCAUAGCUAAUGCUUGAAUUCCAUCUUUAACUAUCACAUUAAUUCAAUCAACAUGUUCAGACGCACAUACUUAAUUACUGCAUAUGUCAUAUCUGAUUGUUAUGUCUCAUAGGCAUAUAUUUCAACGAACAAGACAAAAAUGUUCUAAUUUAAGUUGACUUGAAAUGUUCGUUGUGUGUAGAAACAAUGGAAGGUCUGAAGGGUAGAAAGUGGUUGUACGGCAUGUGAGAAAUUUAAUUAAAUGAACGUUAAGUUUCUUUAGUUAAUUGGAAAGGCUUCAGGAUCAUCUGAAAUGUGACUAUGUAAGGCUGUUUCUCCCAGGUCUGAGGGCACAUUAGGACAAGAGCAAACUGACAAGAAGGAGUACACUUAAAACAAAGAAUAUAUUUUAAAAAAAAUAAGUUAUUAUUUAUAAAAUUUAUAUGUACAAGUUUCAGAAGCUUUCUAGCAAUUAAAACAUUUCAACUCAAGCUGUCUCUAUAAGAUAUGAUAUCCCAUGGUAACUAUAAUUCUUGAAAAACUAUCCAAUUAGUUAGCUUUCAGACUUCAUAAUACCAAAAUGGCUGCUUGCAUAAGCAGGUUUAUUAAGCUACUCAGACAAUCUGGCUGAAAUAAGCAUUUAAAAUUUGAUGAAAACAUGGAAUCCGUAAGUACACAUGUAUCUAGCAGAUACUAUUCAAACUGAUCUUUUAGAUAAAGUGUAUGUAAACCCUGAACUUUACUUAUUUUCUCCCUUUUGGCCUGUUAAAUAUACCAUUAGAAGCGUUUUGUUAUAUCCGUUCAAUAAGUGCAAGAAAUCGACUCAACUGCCUGUGCAGCCUACGUCUGCUUUAUUGUUAUUACUCAACAAUGUUCACAGUUUGCUCUGUAGACUAGAGAACACCUCUCUCUGGUGUUAUUGAGAUUAGUAAAGCAAAAGUGUUCUGUAGUCUGAACUCAAUCCCAGUUCACAAUGCUGCUUCUCCAUAGAUACAGGAGAGUGAAUGUCACCCUUGGGCAGAAAGAGUUUUACUGGCAGGAUCACAGAUGACCAAUAAGGGAAAACAAACAAAUGCAGCCAGCACAUUUGAGAACUCAAAACACUACACUUUUCUUGGGUUUAGAUACACUUUUAGGGCACUUUAAUAGAUUAUGUGCAAUAUAUUAAACUGAGGUCAAACUAGCAUGGGGAAAUCACAGAAGGACCAAUGAUAUAAGCAGCACUGAGAGAUGGAAAUUUAUUUUGUGAAGAGGGAGAAAAAUAAAUCUUAAAAUCACCAGUACUUAAAGAAAGCCAAUCACAAACCUUGGCAAUUCAGACUUGAGCAUAUGAUAUAAAAAAUGCAUAUAUUGCUGAUAUUUUCAUUUGCAUUGCUGAGGUUUGUGACAGCUUUAUUUCAUUAAAAUAUGAAAUAAAAAGAUGUCCCAAACUGCCAGGCUGCUGAUGAAUUCUUUUUUUUUUUCAAUUUCAAAGAGCUUUAUUGUUUGCUGAGCAUUACAAAAGCCACCAAUCGAAAACGUAUUCCCUGAUGUGUUUCUCCCCACCAGGGACUUAUUCAUAGAACAUCAUGAUUGCUAUAGAGGAGCGCAGGUAUGGUUUGGUGGCUCAGGUAAUGCUCAGCAAACAACAAGGCUCUUUUGAAUUUUUUUUUUAGAGAAUGUGUAGUUCAUACUUUUUUGCUACAUGCAUUGCAGGGAGCUCAUAGACCAUGUUGAGAAGAACCAAACAGAAACAAUUGUAAACUGGUCAAAGAUGAGGUCUUCAUGGGUGAUAAAAAUUGCAGCAAUUAUUGUUUGGAUGAUGUGCUCAAGCAAGGACAAAAAAU